This is a messenger RNA of Acanthocheilonema viteae, 516 nucleotides long. The record is from the annotation of a GenBank genome assembly. Lineage: Eukaryota; Metazoa; Nematoda; Chromadorea; Rhabditida; Onchocercidae.
AUGGUCGGAGCUGUCGAGAAUGAAAAUGCUCCAGUGAUUUCAAUUGUGGAGCAAUCUGAGGACGAUAAAGUAUGGGAAUUUCACUCUAAGUCAGUACGACAUGCACAAGUUUCGAAGAAAACUUGGGAUGAAUAUAUAAAAUAUAAAGAACAAACAUGUCGCUUAGAAGUCGAGAAAGACGCAGAAUCAAAGGCGAAAGGUUAUUUGAGCUGGGAAGAAAUGACGUUCCACAAAAGUUUACGAUCAAAAUUAUUGCCGGGUUUGACAACUAGUGAUGCUUUAUCAUACAAAGAUGCAAUUAUGCUAUCAAAUGUAGAUAAUCGCUUGCUUUCACCAGAACCAGAAUCGCUUUGUAAAAUUGGCGUAAUUGAUGAUAGCGAUCAAAAUGAAAUUGCUGAGAGAAGCCGUUUUGAAGAUACUUUGAUAAGUCGAUUGUUUCGGAAAGAAAUACGGGAAUCGGAACAAGGAAAUUCAGAAACUCAGAAAACUAAACAUGAAGAGCUAUCUGAUUCUUAA